AUGGAGACCAUAUGCCUUCUACAGCAGUGUGGAGCCAGAUUGAGCAAUCCAAAGGUUUUUCUAGUCUCCAAUUAUGAAACCAGCCGCUUUGAUUUCCCUCUGCUGCGGGGAAAGCUGAAGAACGAUCUCCUGAAGCUGAAGAGGCAAGCCUUUCUGCUCAGUUUGCCUAGCAUCUACUUGCCAGUCCUAGACAAAAAGAAAACUGCUAUGAAUAGACAAAUAUUGACCAGAGCCUUUUGGUUGUGGUUUAUUGUUCUUAUCCCAAUCCCAGGGCUCUCCUUCUUUCCAGCCAUGAAGGUUCACUCCUGGUGCUACCAUAAAUUUGGUCUAGAUGAUCAAUCCCUCACAGCUCUUGCUCAGAUGGUUGGAAAGACAGCGACAACCUUUAAAGCAGCGAUGAAGCCCAUGACACUCAAUUCUGUGAAUUUAUGGAGCUUGACAGAAUUGAUGAGAGUGAUGAUGAUAAUAGGAGACUAUUACUACCGGCAACAUUUCCCAUUCCUUGGAUGCCUACUGUCAGGAGGAAUUUCACUUUGUUCCACCUAUUUCCUGCUAAAGAAGUUUGUAUCCGAUGGUGCCAAUGACACACACAGUGUUCUGACUGAAGCUCUGGUGCGAGAGGAGAAAAAGUCCAUUUAGCAGCAAACAUUAAUAACUUCUGUACCUAGUGGAGAAUGCAGGCAAGGGGAAUGGACACACAUCUGGUUAUGUCCUGCACCCAGGUGCAAAAUGCUUCCAUCAUUUGCUGAGACCUCCCACAGGGCCCUGACUGUCGCAGCAACCUCACAUGUACCUAUUGUUAGAACAUGGGAGAAAGCCAUCUUGGUGACUGCUUCCAGGAUCUGGAACUUCUUAUGGACACCAUAAUUCCAAACAAUACAAAAACUGUGCCAAGAAAAGCUUGAUUCUAUUCUCUGUACAAAUUUGAAGUAGAUCAAAUGUCCCUCCCUCUGUUGUUCACUUAGUUAUUCUGUAUUUGCUGACAGUGAGGAAAUAGGAAGAGCUGUUGACAACACUCAACCCCUUUUCCAAGCAAUCUCAUUCAAUACAUCACUACAUUCCCUGACCUUUGUACUGUGAGAGGUGUUCCCCUCUUUCAGAAAUGAUUUCUGUUGUUCCUGUGAAGGCUAGCAGCGUGUCUAAUCUUUAAUAAAUCAACAGGAUGAAUUCUGGAUCCAGUA
Sceloporus undulatus (fence lizard) is the source of this 1181-nucleotide messenger RNA. RefSeq names its product interferon-inducible GTPase 5-like. The transcript is spliced from 2 exons. Gene Ontology annotation, molecular function: GTP binding; GTPase activity. Gene Ontology annotation, cellular component: membrane. NCBI's taxonomy places the organism in Eukaryota, Metazoa, Chordata, Lepidosauria, Squamata, Phrynosomatidae. The record is from RefSeq and is a predicted model, not a curated record. The coding region runs from base 1 to 639 and encodes 212 amino acids.